This is a messenger RNA of Artibeus jamaicensis (Jamaican fruit-eating bat), 2111 nucleotides long. RefSeq names its product TATA-box binding protein associated factor, RNA polymerase I subunit A (gene TAF1A). The transcript has 11 exons. Gene Ontology annotation, cellular component: RNA polymerase I transcription regulator complex. Gene Ontology annotation, biological process: transcription by RNA polymerase I. NCBI's taxonomy places the organism in Eukaryota, Metazoa, Chordata, Mammalia, Chiroptera, Phyllostomidae. Bases 436 to 1788 code for a protein of 450 amino acids. The record is from RefSeq and is a predicted model, not a curated record.
CCUGAUGCGCCGCUCCUUGGGUUCUGAGAAGGGGGCACAAGGGUGGCAACGUUUUGGUUAAGGUUAAGGUGGUACGUGCGUGACACCUCUGUAGUUUUUGAGAAUUUGGGAACGAAGAGCGUCUUCUUUAAGGACUCCUUAAAACACACGUGCAUGGGAUUUAAAUUCCGUGUUAUUUAAAACCCUUGCUGCUAACUACAGAAUUUGAUUUUAGAAGAUACACGCUGGAUCCGACGUGAAGUAGCUAAAUUCGAGGCGGGGUCACUAGGUAGAAAGCUAAUGCAGUAAUCUAGACUCAACUUCAAGGUGUUCUGAACGAGGGAGGGUAGGGGUGUAGGAUUGUGGAGAAGAGGGAAGGCAGUUUCAGUAGGACCUAUGUUAUAACGAACCAUCGGGUGUAGACUAUCUCCUCAUCUUGCUGAGGUUGUGCCAGGUAUGAGUGAUUUCAGCGAAGACUUGCUAAGGCCCGUGACUGAGGAUGACCCAGGGGAACGGAGUGUGGGCUCUGGUUCAGGAAUGCGUUUUCCUUGGUUGCAAAAGCUUGUAGAGAGUGUGGCGACUGGAGGGAAAAAGGAGAAGGAUUUUGCUCAGACAACGAGCACUUGUUUAGGUUUCAUCCAGGAAGCUCUGCUGAAGCACCAGUGGCAGCGAGCGGCCGAAUACAUGCACAGUUACUUCCAGAUCUUGGAGGAUUCAGACAGCAACAAAAGGCAGACUGCGCCCGAGAUUAUAUGGAGACUCGGAAGUGAAAUUCUCUAUUACCAUCCCAAAAGCAGCGUGGAGACCUUCAGCGCCUUUGCUGACAGGAUGAAGAACAUCGGCGUGAUGAAUUACUUAAAGAUCUCCUUACAGCACGCGCUGUACCUCUUGCACCACGGGCUGCUUGACGACGCCAGCAGAAGCCUCAGCCAGGCGGAGACGUGGCGGUACGGCGACAAGUCCACUUCCCAGGAGGUGCUCAUCAACCUCGUUCAGGCCUACAAAGGGCUCUUGCAGUAUUACACCUGGUCUGAGAAGAAGGCAGAGCUGUCCGAGCUUGAUGGGGGUGACUAUGCCCAUCACGCCGUGUCUCAGGGUGUGCUCGACCACGGCUGGAAGACCUCCGCAAACUUCCGUUCGCUGGUCCAGACCCCCGGAGUCUGGGACCCGUUUGUGAGGAGUUACGUGGAGAUGCUGGAAUUCUGUGGGGAUCGGGACGGAGCCCGAGAGGUCCUCACUAAUUACGCCUACGAUGAGAAGUUCCCGUCAAACCCGAAUGCGCACGUCUACUUGUACAACUUUCUAAAGAGAGAGAAGGCUCCAAGGGAGAAGCUCAUAAGUGUGCUGAAGAUUUUGUAUCAGAUUGUGCCAUCUCAUAAACUGAUGUUAGAAUUCCAUAGGUUACUGAGAAAAUCAGAGCAGGAAGAGCACCGCAGGCUGGGCUUGGAGGUGCUGUUCGGAGUCCUGGAUUUUGCCGGAUGCACUAAGAACGUGACUGCUUGGCAAUAUUUGGCAAAAUAUCUCAGACAGACCUUAAUGGGAAAUCACGUUGGCUGGGUUCAUGAGCAGUGGACUUCCAGGAAGAACUGGUGGCCAAGCUUUCACUUCAGCUUCUUCUGGGCAAAAAGUGACUGGAAGGAGGAUAAGGCUUUGGCUCACGAGAAAGCCUUCGUGGCGGGGGUGCUGCUGGGGAAAGGUUGUAGAUAUUUUCGGUAUAUUUCAAAACAAGACCAUCAAGUUUUGAGGAAGAAAAUGAAGCGGAUAAAGAAGUUAGUGAAAAAAUACAGUAUUGUAAAUUCAGGACUCUGAUACUGAAUUUAAGUUAUUUCACAUUAGUAGCUACAGUGUUGUAGCUCAAUAAAUAAUUAUCGAAUGUAUUUAUUUAUUUGGUAUUUUAAGAAGAUAGUUUUUAUAUGGCUACGAAAAGUAAUUUUAUAUAUUUUUCUAUUUUGUUUACUGUUUAUAGAUAGACAAACAGCCUCACUACCUCUGCUCUUUGUAAACAAAUGUUUUUUCCUUUUUUGUACUGUUAGAUGUAACAUUUAUUAAAUAUAUUUGUUUAAUCAGAGAAUAUACCUCUAUGGCAGUCAUUGUUAUCUGCAGGUAAUUUGCCUGACUCUGUGUAACAAAUA